UCAUAGGGAGCGGCCGCCCCUCGCGCCGGCGCCUAGGUGACGUAGUCAGGAUGCGUCCUGCUUCUGCCGUCGAAGCUGUCUGCUAAGCGGCACGGCGAAGCCAUGUGCGAGAUGUCUGAGGAGUACCGGGAGUCCGCCCCCAAGGGGCCGCCGCAGCCACGGCUUGGAACCCAGGAUCAAAAGUGUGUGAAGUGCAAGGAAGGCCUGCCUGUGGUGGUGAUCCGGGCUGGAGACGCCUUCUGCAGGGACUGUUUCAAGGCGUUGUACAUCCACAAGUUCAGAGCCAUGCUAGGGAAGAACCGGCUGAUCUUCCCAGGAGAGAAGGUGCUCUUGGCGUGGUCUGGGGGGGCUUCAUCCAGCUCCAUGGUCUGGCAGGUCCUUGAGGGCCUGAGUCGAGAUUCUGCCAAGAGGCUGCGUUUCGUGCCAGGGGUUGUCUACGUUGAUGAGGGAGCUGCCUGCAGCCAGAGCCCCGAGAACAGAGCUAAAACCCUGGCAGAGGUGAAGCUGGUCCUGCAGACCACUGGCUUCCCAUGGCACAUUGUGGCCUUGGAAGAGGUGUUCAGCCUGCCACCCUCCGUGCUGCGCUUCGCUGCCCAGGAGCCAGCGGGGACGGAGGGAGCCUACAAGGCUGCCGUGGACAGUUUCCUGCAGCAGCAGCACGCGCUGGGGGCUGACGGGGUGGAGCGGAAGAGCCAGCACUGCUCCCAGGAUCCCCACAGCCACACUGGGCCACCCACGACCGCCCAGACCCAGGCGCUGUCCAGGUUGUUUGACUCGGUGAAGACGCUGACAGCCAAGGAGGAGCUUCUGCAGACUCUGCGGACCCACUUGAUUCUCCACGUGGCCCGGAACCACGGCUACUCCAAAGUCAUGACGGGGGACAGCUGCACCCGCCUGGCCAUCAAGCUCAUGACCAGCCUGGCACUGGGGAGAGGGGCCUUCCUCGCCUGGGACACGGGCUUCUCAGACGAGCGACACGGUGAUGUGGUGGUGGUACGGCCUAUGCGUGAGCACACGCUGAAGGAGGUCGCCUUCUACAACCACCUGUUUGCUGUGCCCUCCAUUUGCACGCCAGCCCUGGACACCAAGGCACCCGAGAAGGCCAGCAUCCACCGGCUGAUGGAAGCCUUCAUCCUCAGACUGCAGGCCCAGUUCCCCUCCACGAUCAGCACCGUGUACAGGACAAGCGAGAAGCUGAUCAAGGCCCCCAGGGACGGCUGUGCCGCUGGCCCCCGCUGCCUGCUCUGCAUGUGCACACUGGACGUCGACACUGCCGACAGCGCCACGGCUUUUGGGGCUCAGACCUCACAUCUCCCCCAGAUGCAGCCCCCUGUCGCACAGGCCGGGGCGGCUGCCGGGCCCUGCUGCUGUGCCGGGAUGGGUGGGGCCCCUGGCUGCUGCAGAGAGGACCCCCGGGCCCAGGUGAUGGAGCAGCUGUGCUACGGCUGCCGUGUGAACAUGAAGGACUUGCCCUCCUUGGAGCCCUUGCCACCCUACAUCCUGUCCGAGGCCCAGCUCCGCAGCCAGAGUUCCCCCAGGGCCACGGUCGAGCAGGAGGUCCGAGAGUACCUGCUGGGGGACAGCGAAGACGAGACCGGGACUGGUGAGAGCUGAGCUCGCGGACCAGCGCCUGGGACAGGAGACCCCCGGGAGCAGGAAGACAGGAAGAUGUCCUGGCAGAGCUUGAGGAUGCGGUCCACACACGGCAGCUCCUCGAACAUGAUGGAGUGCGAGAUCUCGCUGAAGAAGCCGCGCACGAACUUACCGAUGACCAGCACGAUGGACACAUACAGCCCCA
This is a messenger RNA of Odocoileus virginianus texanus, 1798 nucleotides long. The record is from RefSeq and is a predicted model, not a curated record. NCBI's taxonomy places the organism in Eukaryota, Metazoa, Chordata, Mammalia, Artiodactyla, Cervidae.